Messenger RNA from Falco peregrinus (peregrine falcon), 3179 nucleotides. It is a transcript of the gene SUPT20H, whose product is annotated as SPT20 homolog, SAGA complex component. Gene Ontology annotation, molecular function: transcription coregulator activity. Gene Ontology annotation, biological process: regulation of transcription by RNA polymerase II. The transcript has 24 exons. The record is from RefSeq and is a predicted model, not a curated record. Bases 245 to 2578 code for a protein of 777 amino acids. Gene Ontology annotation, cellular component: SAGA complex. NCBI's taxonomy places the organism in Eukaryota, Metazoa, Chordata, Aves, Falconiformes, Falconidae.
GCGGUCCCCUGCGCCUGGGCGGGCCGCGGGAACCGGGGGCCUGGCCUGCGCUCUUUGGCCCGGCCGCAGCGCGGCCUCGCGGCUCGGCCCGGCCCGUUCCGGCCGGCUGCUGCGGCCGGUGGCUCCGUGCAGUCGCUCUCCGCCCUCGCAGUACCCCAAGUGUGACCAUAAAAUAUGAUUGUUUGCCUGCUGCACCGAACUUAAAGUACUACUUUUGCCAUUUCAUCACCUGGCUUCAACUACAAUGCAACAAGCUUUGGAACUGGCAUUGGAUCGUGCAGAGUAUAUCAUUGAAAGUGCCCGUCAGAGACCUCCCAAAAGAAAGUAUUUAUCCGGUGGAAGAAAAUCUGUAUUUCAAAAACUCUAUGAUUUAUAUAUAGAAGAAUGUGAAAAAGAGCCUGAGAUAAAGCAGAAGCUGAAGCGAAAUGUGAAUUUACUUGAGAAGCUGGUUAUGCAGGAGACAUUGUCAUGUCUGGUAGUGAACCUCUAUCCGGGAAAUGAGGGUUAUUCGCUUAUGCUCAGGGGAAAAAAUGGUUCAGAUUCUGAGACCAUUCGGCUGCCUUAUGAGGAAGGAGAGCUGCUUGAAUAUUUGGAUGCAGAGGAACUACCACCUAUUUUGGUUGACCUUUUAGAAAAAUCUCAGGUUAAUAUUUUUCAUUGUGGAUGUGUCAUAGCAGAAAUACGUGACUAUAGGCAGUCUGGUAACAUGAAGUCUCCAACAUACCAAAGCAAGCACAUUCUUUUGCGUCCUACAAUGCAGACUUUAAUUUGUGAUGUGCAUUCUAUAACGAGUGACAACCACAAAUGGACACAGGAGGACAAACUCCUACUUGAGAGCCAACUUAUUUUGGCUACAGCAGAGCCUUUGUGUCUUGAUCCUUCAAUAGCAGUGACCUGUACUACAAACAGACUCCUAUACAACAAGCAGAAGAUGAAUACUCGCCCCAUGAAACGGUGCUUCAAAAGGUACUCAAGGUCAUCUCUGAACAGACAGCAGGACGUAGCUCACUAUUCAACUCCACCUCAGCUUAGACUACUUGACUACUUACAGAAAAGAAAGGAGAGGAAAGGAGCCCAGCAGUAUGACCUCAAAAUUUCUAAAGCUGGAAAUUGCGUAGACAUGUGGAAACAGAACCCUUGCUACUUGACUGCACCUUCUGAAGUGGAUGUGGAAAAAUAUGCCAAAGUAGAGAAGUCUAUCAAGCCUGAUGAUUCACAACCAACUGUCUGGCCAGCCCAUGAAAUAAAAGAUGAUUAUGUGUUUGAAUGUGAAGUUGGUAAUCAGCUUCAAAAAACAAAACUGACCAUUUUUCAGUCUCUUGGCAAUCCCUUAUACUAUGGUAAAAUUCAGACACUCAAAGGUGAUGAGGAAAAUGACAACCUAUUAACUCCAUCACAGUUCCUUAUUGGUUCGAAGACAGAUGCUGAAAGAGUGGUGAACCAGUAUCAGGAGUUAGUACAAAAUGAAGCUAAAUGUCCUGUGAAAAUGUUUCAUAAUUCAGGUGGAUCAGUCAAUCUUAGUCAUCUUUCGCCAGGGAAGGAAGUGGAACAGCCAGAAAGUAUAUCAGGCUCUGUUCAGUCUUCAGUAUUGGGGAAAGGUGUAAAACACCGACCUCCUCCCAUCAAAUUACCUUCAAGUUCAGGAAGUAGCUCUUCAGGUAGUAUUUUUAGUCCACAACAGUCAAGUGGCCAUCUAAAAUCCCCAACUCCUCCUCCUCCUUCUAAGCCUCCUGGUCUUUCUCGGAAGCAAUCUAUGGAUCUUAAUCAAGUUAGCAUGCUCUCUCCAGCUGCCAUGUCUCCUGCGAGCUCUUCACAAAGGUCUGGAACUCCUAAACCAUCUACUCCUACUCCAACCAACACCCCUUCAUCGACCCCACACCCUUCUGAUGCUCAGAGCUCAACUCCUAUUACCCCUUCUGCCACCCCUACUCCCCAAGAUUCAGGCUUCACCCCUCAGCCCACUUUGUUAACCCCGUUUGCUCAGCAGCAAAUGUCUCUGAGCCAGGCACUGCCUGUAAUGACCAUUCCUCUUUCCACCAUGGUAACAUCCAUUACUACAGGAACAACCUCCACCCAGGUCAUGGCAAACCCUGCAGGACUUAACUUCAUCAAUGUAGUGGGCUCUGUGUGUGGAGCACAGACACUGAUGAGUGGUUCAAACCCUAUGUUGGGAUGCAACACUGGUGCCAUAGCCCCUGCAGGUAUAAAUUUGAGUGGCAUUUUACCAUCAGGAGGUCUGGUACCAAGUGCGCUGCCUGCUGCAAUGCAGUCUGCCUCUCAAGCAGGCAGCCCCUUUGGUUUGAAAAAUGCAUCAAAUCUUCGGCCCUUAAAUCUUCUACAGACAUUGAACGUCAAGGGCAUUUACAAAAAGGGGUCUGACCAAGGUCCAUCCAAUCAAGAUCAGGCAUUAUCUGCCCAACAAGCUGCUGUAAUUAACCUGACUGGAGUAGGGAAUUUUAUGCAACCUCAAGCCACAGCAGUUGCGAUUCUUGCAGCAUCAAAUGGCUAUGGCAGCAGCAGCAGCACAAGCAGCUCACCUGCAUCAUCAACAGCAUUCAGGCAGCCACUCAAAAAGUAAGAGAGGCACACCAGCCCCUCCAAAAUCCUGAGACUUGCUCCCCCCCCAAUAAAAAUUUGAUUCAGAGGGGACUUUUUUUUUUUUUCCAAAUUAAAAAGGAGAGUUUAAAAUCAAAUCAGUGUUUUAUAUUACUGGUGGGGAAAAUGAACUUUUGAUGUUACACUGAACUGGUUUUGGAAGCCAACCCUACAGAACUUAGAUUUCAUCUAUAAAGCAGCGAGGGUCUGGCUUAAGUCACGUAGUUUUUUAACAGAAUGUUUUAUCUUGUAUUUUUUACCACUCAACAGCAUUGUACAUAGUAUAAGGGUGAAAAACAUUUUAGAAAAAAUGAACUUUGAACUUUGUAAAUGUAGUAUUGGUAUUUGUUUAUUUAGUAUAAAAGGUUUGUGAACACAGUAACAAAUACAGUUUUUACAAAUCCAUUUUUGAAAAGAUCUCUCCUUUUGUUCACUUGGGCUUUAUACUUUUUAUUACUUUGUCUAUCAGCUUCUUUACUUCUUUGUGUCUUGUAAUUGCUCUAGUGAUGCAGUCCUGAAGCUUGUCUCCUGUAAGAGGACUUCCACCUAAAAAUUAAACAGACCAAUUUAAUUUUCUAUGUACA